AAGCAACUGUUUUCGAGAGACAGCCUCUUGGGUGACAAAAGUCAGAGACCAUCCCAGCAAAACUUCCAACUCUGAGUGCUGUCUGAUGCUUUUCUCACUCCUCAUUGGCCAAGAAGAGAAAACCACAAAAAAUAAAUGUGCUUCUAAAGUUUACAGUAAACUCUCCCCAGCCUCUCCCUCCCCUCUUUCAUUCUUUCAGAGAAGAAGUCAAAGGAAGUCUGAUGCUAAGAUGCCUGCAGGUUGUUGGAGCAAUUUUGUAAUCUGUUACCUUUAAAAGAACCAGGAAAUAUUUCAAGUGGGAGAAAGUCUGUGCCAUACGAUAGUGAUACACAUUUUAUAUUUUUUUAUUGAGAAAAGAAGAGAUCUGAAAACGCUCACAAGCAAAGAAGGCUUGAAGAGAUCACUUUUGAAGUUUAUCUUUUUGGAUUAAGCUGGACACUCGCCCUUCUCUUCUUCGCCAUGAUCCAAUGCUAUGGGACCCGUCUCGGAUCAUUCCUUGCAAUCACAAUGUUGUUUCUACUCAGAGAGGUCAAAGGAAAUUUUGAGCUAACCAAAUCUAAAUGGCUUGAAUAUAAAGAUGAAUGUUUGAAGAGACUACAAGAAUCUCAGAUUAGCAAAGGAAUAUAUUGUAAUGGAAGUUUUGAUCAGUUUGCUUGCUGGCCUCAUUCGCCACCAGGAAAUGUCUCUGUUGCUUGUCCAUCUUAUUUACCGUGGCUUAAAAAUGGAAGUGCAAGAAACGUAUACAGAGUCUGCUUGGAUCAAGGGAUUUGGCAAAACAUCGAAAAUACAACAGAGGUUUGGAAUAACCGCUCAGAAUGCCUUGAGGAGAAUGAUUUCAAAGUAAAACCAGAAGACCUUGCAUUGUUUAUGGUACUUGAAAAACUUUCUACUGUGGGAUAUUCUAUUUCUCUUGUUUCCCUUGUCUUAGCAUUCAUCAUUCUGCUGUUAUUUAGGAAACUCCAUUGCACGAGAAACUACAUCCAUAUGAAUCUCUUUGCUUCAUUUAUCCUCCGAGCUGCAGGAGUUCUGAUAAAAGACAGCAUAACACGCAGUACUUACAAGUUUAUUUCUUCAGAAUCGGAAAUGCCGGCUGAUGAAAGUGGAUGGAUCUCUUCCUUGAGUCCAGAGAAACUAGCCUUAUGCAAAAUGGGUCCUCUUUUCAUGCAUUAUGUUGUUGGAGCAAAUUCUUACUGGCUUUUAGUGGAAGGAAUUUACCUCUACAGGCUAUUAGUAGCUACUGUGCUGUUUGAGAAACAUCAGCUGUUGAGAUACAUCUUCAUUGGAUGGGGUUUUCCAGUUUUGUUUGUAGCUCCUUGGGGAAUAUUAAAAUACCAAUUGGAUCAUAACGUAUGCUGGUCAACAAAUGAGAACAUGAUAGUCUGGUGGAUCAUUCGAGGACCCAUGUUAUUUUCCAUUGUUGUUAAUUUCUGCAUCUUCCUGAUCAUUCUGAAACUGUUACUUUCCAAACUUAAAGCUCAGCAGAUGACCUUUCGUGACUAUAAGUUCAGGUUGGGAAGGUCAACUAUUGUGUUAAUACCUUUACUUGGAAUUCAUGAGAUCGUUUUUAGUUUCAUUAUGGAUGAUCACGUUGAAGGAUUCUCCAGGAAUGUCAAAACCUUCAUCCAGCUAACCAUUGGCUCUUUCCAUGGUUUUCUCGUAGCACUAUUAUACUGCUUUUAUAAUGGCGAGGUAAAGGCUGAAUUACGCAAGCAAUGGUCUCGUUUCUUGCUAGCAUAUCCCUUUGUCUGUAUGCCCUGCUUUCUUGGAAAGAACAUCAAGCACCUAAGGAAAUGUCCAAACAAGCACCAUUUGAGCAAUAACAAUCCCUCCCUUGAGGUGACACAGCCUCCCAAGAAGCAAGCGGCCAAAGUGAGAACAUGCUACAAUAUGGAACGAGGCCCCACAGAAAGACACAACUUCAGAGCAAGUGUUUCUGAUAGCAGCGAAGAAGAAAUCGCCAAUGGGGAGACCAUUGAAGAGGCUCUGGAGGAAAAUGAGGGUUAGAACCUUUAAGAGAAAAUGAAUUUGUUGGGAUCUAUCUUUUGCAUGGAAGCAACUGGAAUUAAAGAUCCUAUGGAAAGGGCAAAAUGAAAGCAGCUUUGGUACAUCCCCACCCCCUCCCCGCCCCAAUCCAUUCUUCAUUUUGUCAGUAAAACAAAUAUUGGCAUAGGCUAGGAGCAGCAAUAGGUCACUUUUCUUAGUUCUCAGGAACUGGAUCUGGUAUCAACACUAUAUGGAAUAAAAUGAUGUCUCUCUCACACACGCAGUGAGAGAGUCUGCUGCUCCUUCUGAAACUUCCAGCAUGAGGUCCUACCAGAGGCUGACUGCUACUCUGACUGAACCAAGGUUCAGAUUUCAGGAGGCUGCACUUCAGGACUACAAGGCCUCUUAUGAUACCACUGAAACAACUAGCUAAAUGCACCAAGUGAAUAAAGGAACUGGUCUGAGAGUCAGUUUACCAUACAUUUAGAUGCUUGCAUGUAUACACCUGAAAGCAUAUUUUUUAGCCUUUGCUAAAAUAAUAGUUAAAUCAGAGCAACCAUGUUUUAGGACACAGUUAUUAAUGCUUUGUUUUUCCAAUAUAUUUUGCAAGUCCUAAUUUCUGUUAUUCUUUCAAUAUAUCUAUAAAGUAAAUCACUAUGACUUCCAUUACGUAAUUAGAAAAUUAAUUUGACUUAAUCCAAAGGAGAAAAAUCUGAGAAGUUUGAAACAGCUGGAUGAAAUGAAAAAUAAAAUAAAAAAAUAUGAGGAGCGAUCGGGAGCUGAGAGAUUGCUGUAUGAAUACAUCUUAUUUCUCAAAUAGAAGGACAAGCUGAAAUGCAACUUAAAAAGGCAAGAUGAAGUAGUAAUCAAAGGCAUUGGCAAGCAGUUGGAAAGGCUUCAUUUAGGAAUGUGUAUUUGUUCUCAAUGCUUUUGUUUUAAAGGAAGAAUGACAGAAGCUCUUAUCUCUUUCAUUCCUGUCUAUGUUUCUUGUCCACAUUGUCCUCAACUGUAUUUCUUUCCAGAAGAAAGAGAAUAGAGGAACUCCAAGCUCCAAAGUAACCAGAAGCAUCUGCAUUCUGUCCCUGGAUUCAUAAGAAAUGCUAGGUUUCUUCCUCCACUAUCUUGGGUUGUGGGUUACCUUCAGUUACUGAUUUUAUUUAACUGCAUGCAUUGGCCACUGCUGCAGUAUUUUCUCUUCUUGCCAGUUGAUGGCUUUUGCCCUUGCUCCAAUAAUUAGGUUUAUCUAAUAAGUAUGGAAACAUGGACAUGACAUUGCACAUGAGUUUAGUUUAAUCAGAGUUUAGAUGUAAAUGAAAUUAACCUUAGUUUAAUUAUAAUCACUAUUCUUAAUCUCAGGUAUCUGUCACAAGAUUUACAGUAUCUCAUAUUGCUAUUGUAAAACAGGACUUUUAUCCUAGGGAAGUUCAAAGACGUCCUACUUAUACCCAUUCUCCUCAUGUAAAGGAGUUGGCUUUGUGUUACGGUUUGGCUUUGUGUUAUAGGUAGCCAGUGAUUGGAGGUUGGAAAAGUGGACACAGACUUAAAUGCACAAGCAAUUGAAAGCAAAGUGGAGCAAAUUCCAACCAUACCAACUUCAGAAGCUCCAACAGUCAAUAGACAGCCUGCAGCUGUAAUAACAUUUCCCCCUUGCAGCCUUUGCUUUAAUGGCAGGAUCAAGGAAUCCAAAGUUAACAUACCAAUAAAAAAGGGAGUAUAAAGGGAGUUACUAAUAAAAAAGGGAGUAUAAUGAAAUGGGGAAAUAUUUACUCCUAGAAGGAUUUUUCUAGUACAGAAUAAACAGUAGUAUAAUUAGUAGAUAUGUCUUGAUUCAAGGAGGGAAAAAGAGGCAAUUUAAUAACAUUAAUUCUGGAAAGAAACCUAAACAUGGUAAAUGUUCUAGACACACUGGAUUUAAAUGGAGAGACUAGGGCAUGAAAAAAGAGAAAUAGAUAAAAGAAAAGAUGCUAAAAUGACUUUUGGAUAAAUUAGUAGCCUGUAGAAGGGGUGGGUGAGGAAGAUAGAUGAAAUCUGACUGAGCACAAUCUGCUUACCAUGACAUCCAUGAGUAUAUAAGACCA
Messenger RNA from Pseudonaja textilis, 4061 nucleotides. It is a transcript of the gene GLP2R, whose product is annotated as glucagon like peptide 2 receptor. Gene Ontology annotation, molecular function: peptide hormone binding; glucagon receptor activity. Gene Ontology annotation, cellular component: plasma membrane. The record is from RefSeq and is a predicted model, not a curated record. Gene Ontology annotation, biological process: adenylate cyclase-modulating G protein-coupled receptor signaling pathway; cell surface receptor signaling pathway. Lineage: Eukaryota; Metazoa; Chordata; Lepidosauria; Squamata; Elapidae.